AUGACACAAAAAAAUAACAUUCCUCCUUAUGGAGAAGAACAAAUUAUUAACCAAGAACAAUUGUCCAUCCAAGAAAUCUUGGCUCAAUUUCAACAACCAAUACCUAAUAAUUUUAUUCCAAUAGAGACGGAACACAUAUGUUCGACCAAGUCAAAAUGGGAUAAACCUUUAUCAGAAAGAUAUGAUCCGACUGUUUUAACUCGUCCAGAAACUUAUAAGGGAAUUACUAUUGAAAACGAG
This is a messenger RNA of Racocetra persica, 240 nucleotides long. Lineage: Eukaryota; Fungi; Glomeromycota; Glomeromycetes; Diversisporales; Gigasporaceae. The record is from the annotation of a GenBank genome assembly.